This is a messenger RNA of Motacilla alba alba, 4038 nucleotides long. It is a transcript of the gene MAJIN, whose product is annotated as membrane anchored junction protein. Bases 1257 to 2222 code for a protein of 321 amino acids. The record is from RefSeq and is a predicted model, not a curated record. Gene Ontology annotation, cellular component: nuclear inner membrane. NCBI's taxonomy places the organism in Eukaryota, Metazoa, Chordata, Aves, Passeriformes, Motacillidae. The transcript is spliced from 11 exons. Gene Ontology annotation, molecular function: DNA binding. Gene Ontology annotation, biological process: homologous chromosome pairing at meiosis; meiotic attachment of telomere to nuclear envelope.
UACAAAGCAAAGAACUAACAUAUCUUUGGUCACGUAGCAUAUUUUGGCAAAAGUGUUAGUAGAACAUCUUUUUUUACAUCCCUAGAACAUCCUGCUUCACAUCCCUUUUCCUUGGGCACAUCUUGGCAAGUGUCUUUAUAUUGUCUGUCCGAGGGCAGCACAUCUCUGCUAGCGUGUCACUGCUAGCAGGCAUGCAUGCAGGGUUGUGCAAGCAGGCCUCUCAGACCGGUGUCUGCUUAAAAUGCUCUCUACAUGGUACUGUGCAAAGAAUGGACAAGUGAGUUUGUAGUAGAGCUAUCCCUCUCACUCCUGGCAUCGAUUAAACAAAUACCUGCUCCAUAGGCCCUGUACUAUGGACUACUGUUUUCUUACCUAAUUUUCAGGCAUCAGUUUGCAAUCCCAUGGCAAGAUGGGACUCUGCCUAGCUGCAAGAUCCAUUAGUGUUGGGGACUCCCUUGGUGUGCCCCAAGAAUUUCUUGGAGGGUUUCCUAAGGAUGCUGUUUUACUGUAAAGCCAAUUUAGAGCCUCCCAUUUGCUAUUGAAGAGCAGCUCAAACAGGACAUAGCCCUUCUUGCUGAGCUGCACCCAGAAUGGUGGGCUCAGCAUCUUUAAAGAAGGUUAGAGUUGUUAGUGAAGCUGUGUUUUCCACUGUGUUAUCUGCUUGCUUGAACAUUGGUAGUUACCAAUUUCCUGCUUGUGCAUGAAAUCAAUGCAUCAAUUUACUCCCUGACUCCCUAAGCUUAUUUUGCUUUUUUUUUAAGCCAAAAGAGAGUGAAAAUCAAUUCAAAAUUGUUCUGCAGCUGCUGAAUUAUUCUCUAAUCAUGUCUUUACCAAUGCUGGGGGUACCAUCAUGCUGCUGCCUAUAAGGAACUGGACUUCACCUCAUUGACUGGACAGCGAGGGAUGCUGUAUCAGUCCCUGGGUAUUAACACUGUGGGAAAAGGAAAGAUCUUUCAAUUCCAGAGAUGUAGUAUAUAAAAUGUUCCAGCUAUAUAAAGGGAGGACAGCAGGAAGCAGCAGAAAUGGAGCAGGGAGCUGUGUGAGUCAGAAAGAAGUGCUGUAGUGGCUGAGGAUCUAUCCCUAGCCCCUCUCGGCGUAGGUCUAGUGCCUCCUGCAGCCUCCUGGUGCCUCUGCCUCAUCUGAGAUGCCACCUCAGCAGCCCAGCUCCGGCCAACUCCAGCACCCGCCACCAGCACGUCCGGCCCCGCUACCCCUCAGAGGAAAGGGGCUGCAGAGCUGCGGACCCGCUCUGCGCCAUGUCACCCCUCCCUAUCUGCAACUGGGCUCUGGGCUCAACUGAGCUCGGCGGGAUUUGGCCGGGCUCGGGUGGGCUGGUCUUGGUUCGUCUCCAUUCGGCUCUCCUCGGCUGUGCUCCGAUAGUCUGGCGUUCAGGGAGAGAGAGAGACAUGUCUUUGAAACCAUUCACCUAUCCAUUGCCCGAAACAAGAUUUCUUCAUGCUGGCAGGCAUGUGUACAAAUUUAAAAUCCGGUAUGGCAACUUCAACAGCUCUCCCAGUUUCAGUCUCACUGAAAGCACGGCCAAGGAGUCAGAGGAAGUGAUUCGAGUAAUCCUUGGAAAUCUUGAUGAUUUAUAUCCAUUUUCUACAGACCACUUCACUGUCUUUCCAUAUUUGAGUAAAUGGGAGCGAGUAUCAAAAAUGAAAUUCAAACAUGAGAGUGUCCAUCUUGUGCCUUAUCCCUACAUUUGUACACUGUAUCUAGAAUUGAACUCAGUUCAGCGAAACAUCUCUUGUGGUAAAGAAGUAAACAAGGGCAGUGAUGAGCUUGUCAGGAGAAGAAAUGAAAUGUCAGAAUGUACUGCAACGAAAGAAGCAGUGAAAAGGAGAAGAGUGGAAGUCAGAGAUGAUACCUCACGCCCACAGUCUUGUAUGGAUAUGGACAUAACUGGAGCUAACUGUGUUCACCACAUGAGUAAAGCAGAGCAAGGAUUUGAAAAGAAUUCCUCCAAAGCAAAUGAGCUUGAGUUCAGCCCAGCAUCCCUUAUUAAAGACUGUGACCAACUGAGCUUCUGGGAGCCUGUGGAAUUUGCCCUUGAACAAAAAAGAGUAGCCAGUCAGGCCAAGGGUGCAGUGCAGCUGCAGCAGCAAAUGGACCAAACAGGAAAGAAAGGAAACAUGAAGUCAGAAGGAAGAGGUCUCUCACAGUUCUGGAGAAGCAUCAUCUUUUCGCCACUACAACAUCUUUUUGGUGGAAAAAACUGACCUGGAAGUACUAAUUGUUCUGGAAAGGUAGAUUUGUAGUAUGGAUAUUGGGUUGCACUGUUUCUUCUGUAAGCAUUGUCAAGCUUUCUUCAAGCAUUGAUUGUCUCAGCUAUUAAAUGCAUUAAAUUAAAUUCUACUUUGCUAAUAUUUUCAAAGUAACAUUCUGAAGACAUUGGGUUAGAACAACAUGUUGGGGUUUUCUUCACAUCUUAGAGGUUUGGGAAUAGAGCAAUAAACUUUUAAGAUUUUGAUGCUUAAGUGUCAUAAAUUGUGAAUUUCACGUUAUGUGGUAUUCUAAUAAAACAAGUAUCAAUUUGGAACUGUGUGUUAUUUUAAUCAGACUUACCCAUGUAGAAGAUACUCUUUCCCUCAAAGAAGCAGCAGAGGUUUCUAGUAUUAGAUGGACUUCAGUACUAUGCUUCACAGCUUUAAAAGGGUCAAAAUUAAACAUUUUGCAUUAGAUAUUGCCACUGCACUACAACUUGGGUAAUUAUUUAUGCAUUCAAAAUAUAAUGGGAUGAGGUUGGAAUUGAAGAUUUCAAACAUGCCAAGGCCACACUCAGGCAGCUUUUUGUUGCCAUGCUUAUGAUUUUUUAAUGAUCUAUCAUUCUUGAAUGACCCACUGAGCUGGGCAGCUGGCUAUAGGUGACUCUGCUUGGGCAAGGGCUUGGGCCCAAUGGCCUCCAGAGUUUCCUGCCACCCUUGCCCCCAGUGUAAUAUGAGGAAGUGUUUCCUGAGAAAGUUUCUUUCCCUUGUUAAACUGUCUUGUGUCUUGACCCAUGAGUGUUUUCUCACAUUUGCCUUUGUUACUAUCUCCCCUGUCCCCCUGAGGGAGUGGGAGUAGGCAGCAGGAUGGGGGGUCACCUGCCAGCCAGAGCCACCCCCUCCCACCCCUGAAGGGACUGCAAUCUGCAGAGAAGACAGGUGGGAGCACAGGCAAAGCAAGAGCCCACACUGUACGCAGACCUUGUACCCUGCACUUAGGUAGUGGCAUCGAGUGUGACUUGCAGCUGUAAUGAGCAAGAGGAGAGAAGUCUGAGGGAAAGCUGAGCCUGGGAAAGGGCAGGAAGGAAGAUUGGCCCACUUCAAAUAAGCAUGUGUCCUGGGUAACCCAAGAUGUUAUUGUAGUCCAUAUCUAGCUGUGCCCAGACUUGUUUACUGUCUCUUUAAGAUCCAGUGCCAUGGAUGGGAGUUGACACACAAGGGACAGGGGUUGCUGGGGUUCCUUUUCAAAGUCAGGGGUCUCUCAGGCAGACCCCUCUUGCUUUGUUAUAUUUGCUCAAGGCAGAAUCUUUGAGGUUUUUCUUUUUCCCCCUCCCUUUUGUUCCUCUUUUGCAUCUUGGCCUGCCUCAAGGCAAAUUCCAGGAGUAUCUGUCAGCAGCACUGUGCCAGAAGGAACAGAGUGGCCCUGCUCCAGUCUAAGUUGCCCAUAGCUUGCCAGCAGUGCCCAGCUGAGGCAAAAAGGCACCAAGUCACUCCAGCCCAGCUGCUUUGCCUUGCCAUGCUUUGCCUUGCUCUUCUCUGCCACAGUGAAGGCAAAGUCUCUCCAUGAGUUCUAGCUGUUUGCUGACUAUCACCUGCUGGAAUGUGCCAGCCACCUUUGCUGAUGGAGAUAUAAGUAGGGAGGAAGGCUGACUGUAUUUUCCCUUUGUCUCCCUAAGCAUGUUUGCCUGUGGCAGAUGCCAUCUGGAAAGGGGGGAGUACCCCGCUAUUUUGGGUUUGUCUUUGUUUCUGUGGAGUUUGUGGGAUUUAGCAAUUUGGUAUCUAGUGAUUAUUUCCACCAGUAAGGAGAAAUGAAAUAUGAGUGUAUAUAUAA